Thalassophryne amazonica is the source of this 3163-nucleotide messenger RNA. It is a transcript of the gene mcoln1a, whose product is annotated as mucolipin 1a. NCBI's taxonomy places the organism in Eukaryota, Metazoa, Chordata, Actinopteri, Batrachoidiformes, Batrachoididae. The record is from RefSeq and is a predicted model, not a curated record. Gene Ontology annotation, cellular component: plasma membrane; lysosomal membrane. Gene Ontology annotation, molecular function: NAADP-sensitive calcium-release channel activity.
UGAGUCUGAUCUCGCUGAUAGAAUGCUGUGCUCCUUUGAGCAAACUAGUGUUACCAUGAUUACGACUACAGUAUAAUGAACUUUUAAGUGUUUUUUGUUUUUAUUUUAUUUUAAAGUAAGGGACUAUGAGUGAGGAGACAUGGGAGUGAUUUGGAGCCUGCUGAAGAGAGCAGCCGGUUCCUGGUGUUGAACGUGUAGACACACGGUGAAGAGGAGGAAGGCAACUUAAUACUACUGCUGCUGCUUCGAACUGCUCCAAGAAAACAACAACAAAACUCCGUUUUACUUUGAUGUUUACUGUUUUUAAAACUUCACCUUCAUGGCUACGACACACCACCACGACUGUUCAGAGAGAGAGCGGCUGUCCAGCUCUCUGUCUCACUACGGUUCCACAGACAGCAGCGAGCAUGACACCAAUGUUAACCACCCCUGCAACAGUCAUGGAAACAUUCAGUUUCCUACACCGCUGGGAGGUCACUGGGUAGCACAUGAUCAGGAAGAGGAAGCCAUUCGCAGGAAACUGAAAUAUUUCUUCAUGAGUCCAUGUGACAAAUAUCACGCUAAGGGCCGGAAACCUUUCAAGUUAGCCCUGCAAUUAAUCAAGAUCAUUAUUGUUACUGUGCAGUUGGUGUUAUUUGGCCUCAGUAACCAGGUUGUGGUAAACUUCAAGGAGGAAAACACUGUGACCUUCAAGCACCUCUUCCUUAAAGACUACGAUGAGUCUUUUGAUGCGUCCUUUGCAGUCUACACACAGAAUGACGUCUACGAUCACAUCUUCUAUGCUGUAGAAAAGUAUCUUGCCUUACCAGAGACCACAGUGGGACGCUAUGCCUAUGUCUAUGGUGUCGGGGUGAAUGGUAGCGCUCUCUCCCUCUGCCAGGAGUACUACAAGAAGGGACACAUUGACCCAGCCAACAACACUUUCAGUAUAGACCCUCAGGUUAUCACAGAGUGUGUGGGUGUAAAUCCCCUCGCCGUCCCUUCAUCUCCGCUCACCAGCAGUUACAGGAAUUUUACCCUCAAGUUCCAUAAACUCAUUAAUGUGACCAUAGAGUUCCAGCUGAAAGCCAUUAAUGUACAGACCAUCAUCAACAAUGAGAUCCCAGAUUGUUACACUUUUUACAUAAAGAUACUUCUGGACAACAAGGCCCACAGUGGCAAAGUGAAGAUAAGGUUAGAAAACCAGGCAGUCAUAAAGGAAUGCACAGACACCAGCAUCUCAGGACAGGCACAGAACUACACACAUGUAGCAUUUGAUGUAGUCGUGGCUCUGGUGUGUUUGCUGUCACUGGUGCUGUGUGGACGCUCCAUACUGCGAGGUAUCAUGCUUCAACAGGAAUUUGUGCAGUUCUUUAGAGAGAGGCUGGAUCGCAAGGUCUGCUGGGCAGACCGUUUGGAGUUCAUCAACGGCUGGUAUAUCCUCCUUAUCAUCAGCGACAUCUUCACCAUCACUGGCAGCAUGAUUAAAAUAGGCAUUGAAACGAAGAGUUUGUCAUCAUAUGACUUGUGUGGUAUCUUGUUGGGGACUUCCACUCUUUUGGUGUGGGUUGGAGUCAUUCGCUACCUCACAUUCUUCCAGAAGUACAAUAUCCUGAUCGUGACGCUUCGAGCAGCUUUCCCCAGUGUGAUUCGCUUCUGCUGCUGUGUGGCCGUCAUCUACCUUGGAUACUGCUUCUGUGGUUGGAUUGUCCUUGGACAUACCAAUGUCAAGUUUCGCUCUCUGUCCAUGGUGUCGGAGUGCCUGUUCUCGCUCAUUAACGGGGACGACAUGUUUGUGACGUUCUCAGAGUUGCAGGAGAGCAGCACUAUGGUGUGGCUGUUCAGUCAAAUUUACCUGUACACCUUCAUCUCCCUCUUCAUCUACAUGGUGCUGUCCCUCUUUAUUGCUCUGAUCACCGGAGCGUAUGAGGCCAUUAAGCACCAAACCAGGAAACGAUUCAUAUCACGGACCUGCAUGCCUUCAUAGCGGAGUGCACAGACGCGCCAGGCUCUGGGAAGUUCAAGGGUUUGGAGACGUCACCCUGCUCCUUCUUCUGCUGCUGUGACAGAAUGACAACGUACGAGGAUGUCCUCCUGGUAAACUGAGGAUAACCUCUGUGUCCUCUGCAGCCUCAGUGGCACCCCCUGCUGACCAGAAAGAUACACCAGCCACUCCUGUAUUUGGGUCAAAUCUCAACACUCCUCUGAAGGAGUGGCAACUCCACACGGAAUGUGUGACCAGACCUUGGACCACUUAUUUUAUUUUGUUUACUCUUUUAUGAAGAAGAAACUUCAGGAUGGACUGUCUGAACCUUUCCUCUGUAUCAGGAGAACUUUGCAGCAUCAUAGAUGUCUGAUACAGAAACAUUUUUCUGUUUCCAGUCUCUUUUUGGUUUUAAUGACUGAACACAGUAUUUUAUGAACCAAAUCCACUCUGAUGACCUAAACCAGCAGUAGCCCUUCUUAUUGACAGACAUAGUGGAACAAGAGUCACGAAAAAGAUGACACUAUUACAGAUUGUAUCAGAUUGUUUUAAUUUACUUUUUCCAUUAAUAUUUUAGAAGUCAAGACUUGCCUCAUAAAUUAAGGAAUUUAUCAAUCAAUCACUGCUGUGGUGACCCCGAGUGGAAAAAAGGGAGAAGGUGAACAAACUUACUUUGUUUUUUAAUACAAAAUUAGUUUUCCAGAGUUAUAGUAUGCCUUUGACAUGUAACACCAAAGGCCCCUGUCUUGAUGAUAUAUGAUGCACAGUCUAAAGUGCAUAGAGGUACUGCAUUUGGAAUGUGUCCUACUUAUAUUUGCUAUUUAAAGUAGUGCGUUAUCUGAGUGCAAAUUAAGGGGCAUGGUGCAAACCUUUCAUGGGUUUGUUUUGGGCAUAACAUGAAAUAAACCAGAGUGUCAUCUGUCAUUCUCUUUAAAACACAGGUGCUCCAGCACCUGACACAUUGCUGUUUAGAUGCUGAAGUCAAGUAUCAGGUUUUCUGACGAAGAAACAGUACUGCAGGCAAAACUUCAAAGCUUGUGAUUGGAAGCAGAAAGUCAUCCACUAAAUCACCCUGAGGUGAAGCAUUGUGCCUCCUCCUCUGACACCCCUCCUCCCCAUUCCAGCUGUACCUGGACACUGUAGCUAACACAAUAUGGUCUUGCUGCUUCCUGCCUCCCAUCCCAAAGAAAAUCUGUGUAA